Molecule: messenger RNA, 2706 nt
Organism: Symbiodinium sp. CCMP2456
Lineage: Eukaryota; Dinophyceae; Suessiales; Symbiodiniaceae
Source: the annotation of a GenBank genome assembly
GACGGCAGUUGGGCCUUGUGCGUCGCCACCGAUUCGGAAGGCCGGUACCUUCCCACUCGCUGGAAUGGCUCCCGCACUAUCGAUUACGGCUUUGUGAAGGGCAGGCUCCGCUGCAGCGGCGCAUCGCUGCAACCGGAGGUGUACGGUGACCACAUCCAGCUGAAGUGCGUCCUGCAGGGGGGUCACAGCAGCCGAUUGGAACAGCGCCGUCUGCGACCACUACGUCAGGGUGACGACGCUGUCCCGCCGACAUCGGCGGAGGAUGUGGAGCGACAGUGGGAGAGCUUCAACAGAGGCCUUGAACAGGCUUUCAGCGGCGCCCUGCAGCACCUCACAAGACGACAUCGGCGUGGGAGCGGACAUCGAUCCAAGGGGACACUGGGCCAGGCAGUCAACGAGCAGGAGCAUGGCAGACUCUUCCAGAACACUUCGUCGUUCAAGGAGCGCAAGCUGGCAAAGCUGCUGGGACGCAUUCGCGAAACCAUGCGGAGCACCACCCGGAGAGCUGACAGAGAACGGCUGGACGGCGCUAUACGGCGCACAUGGCCGGGGGAUACUCCGCGUCCUGCCACGAGAGCACAACAAGAGGAAGUCAUUGCUCGGCUCUUAGACUCUACCAGAACGCAGGACAGGCGCGACCGCGUGAGGGAUUGGAGGGAACGCAUGAAGCAGGGGGGCAAGCCGGCCCACCAGUGGAUUAAGCAGGGCGACAUCACAUUCCCUACCGGGCUUUUCAGGCGCAACGAAGUGGCGCACACAGCCGAGGACAAUGUGCAGUUGGUGGCGGCGCACUGGCAACAGACGAAUAGAGCGGACGUCACUGCGGAGGAGGUGUUUGAUCAGUGGAGACGGCCCCUUGGACCUGCGCGAGAACCCUGCGCGUGGACAAGCUUCACUGCAAGCGAGAUUCAGGCCGCCCUCAAACGGGGCGGAGCUGCGGCCGGCAUCACGGGCUGGACGGCUGAAGAGGUCCAGCGCAUCCCUCAUGCGGCAGUGGAGGACUUUACAGCUCUGCUCAACGGGUGGCUCGGCUUCGGUAGGGUCCCGCAGGCUUGGCAGGAACUUCGCAUGGUGGUGCUGCCCAAGCCGGGCAAAGAAGUCAGGCAAGAUGGAACCAUGGACGUUGCUCAUCUGAGACCGAUUUCCAUUGCGUGCAUUUUCUGGAGAGCAGUUCCUGCGGCUUUCUUGCAGCGGCAGGACACACAAGCCUGGAUACGCAGCUGGGUCCCGCCCGAAUGCCAUGGAGCCCUGAAAGGUCGCAGCACUUUCACGGCCCUCAGCGAGCUCGAUCGCGCGAUCAAUGGGGCACAACAGACCGUGGCCACGCUCGAUCUCCAAACAGCAUUCGACAACCUGUUCCCGGCUGCGGCGGUGCGCAUGCUCAGCUUCUUGGGGCUACCCAGGGUUUUUGGGCGCAUCCUGAGCCAGGUCUGGGAGAAUCAGCGGAGAUGGCUCAUUUGGGGCCGGCACUGCAGUAUGCAUAGCUAUGCAGCGGGCCUCAGUAUGCCACAGCGGGAUGCCAUGGCUCCCUUGGCGAUGAUCGCCACCCUGGCGCCAGUGCAGGACGUUCGGCGGUGCAUCCCGCGACUCCGGCAAGUGCUGUUUGUGGACGAUAGGACUCUGCAUGGACCAAGUGCGUUGAUCGUCACCCAAGGCAUACAAUGCUGGGCGAGCUGGUCUCAAAGAAUGGGGUGGCGCGAGAACUUCGAUAAGCUUCACAUCCUUACUCGGACACAGGCGCAAAGGCAAGACUAUGCUGCCACGGACUACGCGGAGUACGUCAAGGAGCAGGUCCGCAUUCUGGGAGUGGAUUUCACUAGUCAUAGGACUGCAAAGGCGAGAGCCACACUCGCGGAGCGCAGGGAAACCGCCAUGAACAGGGGGAAGCGCAUCUCAUGUAUGCCGGUGGCUAGGGAACUCCGAGUCCGCUUCUGGCGUGCGCUUGCAGGAUCCACGAGCUUAAUCUCCAUCCUUGAGGGCAACCACAGCGACCUCAACUUCAAGGCAGGCCAGGAUGCCUACGCAGCGUUGCGUCGUCAGGGCGCCAGGCUUCGCUGGCAGAUGGAUCCUCAAGGCGUUCAUCUGCAUAGGGAGCUCCAUGUGCUCCGUGAGAGUUGGCGGGCCCAUUCCUUUCGUGAGUUUCUGGAAUCCAACCGGCGAGAUGCAACUGGUCUGGCUUCGCAGGGUGCCGCAUACCACGAGGCGCGGACUGAGCAGGCCCGUCGGGCGUACGGCAAUGGCAACAGUCAUGAAAGAGCAGUUCUGAUUGGGGCAGCGCUGUCGGACGCUUUCUACUGGGAGAACCCGGCCGGGGCCACUUGCAGGUGGUGCGCGACCGGAGCUGUGCCGUCGUGGAGUCGUGGCAACGUUUGGCGUGGGAAUGUGAUGGCUUCGCUGAGGGCCGACCCGGCAGAAUGGAUGGGACACGGCGGCACUCCGCCACAUGAGCCGGAUCAGGGCAGCACUUCUGCAACAGUGCGGGGUGUCUAUGGGCGUGCGCCUCUGCGGGGGACGCGUCAAAGCAAGUUCCAAGUCCAGUGGGCGUUUUGUACGGCCGGGGCAACUAUCGUGAGUGGUGGCGUGGCGGAGCGUGUGAAGAGCCCCACCUAUGCAGUGUACGCCUUCUGCAUGACCAGCUUCAUUUAUGCGGUUGUGGUUGCAUGGACAUGGGGCUACGGCUGGUUGGACUCAGGAGGCCGUUGGUGA